AAAAAAAAACAUAAAAUCACAAAACAUGGCCUCCCCAUCGUUAGAAAUACGAACGAGAACGAAGCGGGUUGUCCAUACGCAUAUAUACAAUACCGCUCCUCAACACGCAGACAGCGAGAAAAAUAAAAAAUGGCGGGUGGUGGAAAGGUGUCCUUCAAAGUCACUCUAACCUCCGAUCCAAAGCUCCCCUUCAAAGUGUUUAGCGUUCCUGAGGCAGCCCCUUUCACCGCCGUUCUGAAAUACGCAGCUGAAGAAUUCAAAGUUCCUCCCCAAACCAGCGCUAUUAUCACCAACGAUGGUGUUGGAAUCAAUCCUCAGCAAAGUGCAGGCAAUGUGUUCCUCAAGCAUGGUUCUGAAUUACGCCUGAUUCCUCGAGAUAGGGUUGGGGCUUUUGGGACAACGGACACAGCAUUACCAUCAAACUGAAGAAAUGGUCUACUUCUUCAUGUGAGGUCUUUUUUCUUUUUUUCUUUUUUAUGGUAUGUACCUUAUUAUUAAGUUGUGAGGAUUAUCUGCGUCAGUUUAGUUGACGAUAUUAACUCUCCAGUUAAACCGAGAUGACAGGUGACUAAUAGAUGCAUUUGAAUAAUAUUGAAAGGAUAAUAUAUCAAGGACAGUUACAGUUC
This is a messenger RNA of Prunus mume (Japanese apricot), 626 nucleotides long. It is a transcript of the gene CCP2, whose product is annotated as ubiquitin-fold modifier. The record is from RefSeq and is a predicted model, not a curated record. Gene Ontology annotation, cellular component: cytoplasm; nucleus. Gene Ontology annotation, biological process: protein K69-linked ufmylation. NCBI's taxonomy places the organism in Eukaryota, Viridiplantae, Streptophyta, Magnoliopsida, Rosales, Rosaceae.